AUGUCAUCUAAUAAUAUGACUGAUGUCGGUGCAAUCUGGCGAGAUGCAAUUGGCCGAUACAAGGACAUAACUCAAGUUGAUCUCGGCUCCAUUGAAACAGCGAACAGUGUUGAAGAUGUUUUAAGCGAGAUAGACAUUCGCAAAGAAGAAUUCGAAAGAACUCGACAUGACGGCUCGAAAACUGACAGAUUCAGAAGCCUUGUCAGCCGAAGCCUAAAGUCCAUCGAAACGGUCAGCGAGAUUGUUGCUCAGGGAACAUCAAACACUGCAAGCUCUGUAUCAGCGGACUUUGAUAAGGUUGCUGAAUUCUUCGGUGAUGUUGAGUCGUAUCUCAACCGACUGAAGACGAUUGAGGAGAAAAUCCCUCCAGUACCUCAACUUGAAUUUGCUUUGACCGAGGUCCUGACAUCCGUGCUGAUUUUAUGUGGGAUUUGCGCGAAAUACACCAGAAAAAGGCGCUUCGCCAAAGCAUUGCGAAAUUUCGUGUCUGGAGAAGAUGUCGAGCUCGCUUCGGCUUACGAUAAGUUUCAUCAGAUGGUCAAGCGAGAACAAGAGCUGAUUGUAACUCUCACUUUCGUCAACAUGAGUGAAGCCCAUCGCUCUUUGAAACAGUCUGAGCGAGUAUACAAGCAGCUCGGGGAUAAGGAUUUCUUGGACGGCCUUUCAACCGAUACUUUCCUUGAUACACAGAAAGACAAGUUUGGCAAGCAUCACGAUGGAACUUGUCAAUGGGUUCUGAGCCACGAAACAUUCCGACGAUGGCUGAGCGGUACCGAGAACUCGACUCUUUGGUGUUUUGGAGAUCCUGGCAGUGGGAAGACCAUAUUAACGUCAAUAAUUAUUAAUGACGUCGAUGAAAAGACCCGUGGAACUGACACUGCUAUUGCAUUCAUGUACUGCAAUUACAAAGACACGAACACACAUUCUGAACUUGCUCUUCUAUCCAGCAUUGCACGACAACUGACUGCACAAAUCGAACACAUACCCGCCGUGGUUAGAGAUUUCCGCGAUCAAAACGCCAUGAGGAAAAGAGAUCCGACGGGUGAUGAAUGGGUUGCACUUAUUAAAUCCCUUGGUCAUUUCUUCUGCAAAAUGAUCGUUAUUGUUGAUGCGCUGGAUGAGUGCCCGGAAUAUAAUAGAGAUGAAUUCUUUCGCUUCAUAAAAAUGCUGGAUACGAGCAUUCGCUUCAUGUUCACAUCUCGCCCCCAUAUUAGCCUCCCUGUGGAAUUUUCUGGGUUUCAGCGGAUUUCCAUCUCCGCGAAGUCAUCUGAUUUGCAAAUUUUCCUUGACGCCGAGAUUUCGAAAAGAAAAAGUUUCCAGAACUUUGUCAUUCGAAACAACGCUACCGUGCAAGCCGAGAUUGUCGAAGAAAUCAUUGCCAAAUCCAAGGGAAUGUUCCUACUCGCCUACCAUCACGUCGAAAAGGUAUGCCAACAACUGCAUAUAUCGGGUGUGCGAAAGACUCUAAGUAGUUUGCCCGAUAAUGUUUUUGACUAUUAUCAUGAGGCCAUGGAGAGAAUCGAGCAGCAAGAAACAGUCCGCUGUAAACUUGCCAAGGACGCACUUUCUUUCAUCUCUCAUGCACAAAGACCUCUUCACGUAAAAGAGCUCUGCCAUGCCUUGGGAGUGUGGGCGAAUGAUACCAGUUUUGAAGAGAGCCAAUGCGUGGAUGACAACCUUCUUAUUAGUAUUUGUACUGGGCUGGUCAAAAUUGAUGAAACGAGAGAUGUUGUAGGGCUUGUUCAUCAAACCCUACAACAGUACUUCGAAACGUUCCCCGACCGGCUUUCCGAAGAUCCUGACUCUAAAAUCGCGGAAGCAUGCCUCAUUUACCUUUCUUUUGAUGUCUUUGGUAGCGGACCAUGUGCAGACGGCAAAGCGCUUCAAAAGCGACUGGAACGUCACAAAUUCUUUCCAUACGCGGCCCAAUACUGGGGUUAUCAUGUGCGAAAUUCUCGCAGUGACUACACGAAACUGAUUUUCAAGUACCUCAAUGACAACAAUAAGCUUUUGUCCGCCGUUCAAGUUCUAUACGCGACCUCGCCUCGGAUCAAAGACUGGUUCGAUCGGUACCCAAAACAAAUUGGUCCUUUACACAUCGCAGCAUGGUGGGGUCUUACGCGAAUCAUUCAGAUUUUGUUAAGCGAGGGUGUUGAUAAUACCAUACGCAACAGUCGCGGUGAAACUCCUUUUUUUGUUGCGGCCCAGAACAAUCAGAUGGAUGCUGUCGAGCUAUUUCUUGAUAAUGGAAAUGACAUCAACGAGCAAAAUUUCACAGGAGAAACAGCUCUUUUGUGGGCUGCCAAAAACGGGAGCAAAGAUUUAGUCAAUGUCCUCCUCUUGCGUGGUGCCGAGCCCAUAACGGACCAUGAAGGGUGGUCUGCAAUUAAUUGGGCUGUCAUUGGUGGAAAAUGCGAAGUGCUGGAGUUAUUGCUCGCGAAAGAAGUCUGUGCUAGCAUCAGUAUAGAUACCAAAAACCAAGCGCUUUUUUUGGCAGCGGAAGAGGGUCACAAAGAAAUGGUGGAGAUGCUUCUUGCAAGUGGUGCCAAUAUCAACGCAAAAGACAGCAAUGGAAGCACGGCAUUAGACUUUGCCGUGGCAGCAGCUCAUGCAGCCACUGUUGAGUUGCUUGUGUCCAAAAACGCGAACGUCAAUUCUGCCGAUUCGGGUGGCAACAUUGCGCUUCACUGGGCUAUUGCACAAGGGCCGAUUGCUCGAUUAUUGCUGAAAUACGGCGCUUUGGUAAAUACCAAAAAUUGUGCUGGACAAACUGCUCUCUUUUGGACUGCGCAAGAGAGCUCAGCGGAGGUAGCAAGAUUGUUGCUUGAAAAUGGAGCUGAUCCCGAUCUCACAGACAAUAAUGGCGCCACUGCGUUACAUAUCGCGGCUCUACAAGGACAUGAGCAGGUAGCUGCUCUACUGUUGCAAAAGGGAGCCAAAACAAGUAUUCAGGACAAAGAUGGGUGGACUCCUUUGUAUGGUGCUGCUGUCCAAGAGCAUGCGACGAUGGUUCGUCUCUUGUUGAAAAAGUCCGGUGACAGCAAGAAGACGUUGGACUUGGUGUCCAAUACAAUGGGAAAUCGUGGGAAGCGAACGCUUUUGAAAAGAAUUGCUGAAGGCAAAAGACAAGGAAGCACUAUGGCAACUGGCUUGCGUGUAGCGGCACAGGAAGCCCAGCUUGGUAGGCUACGCAUAAUGCUCGAAAAAGGAGCAGAUAUCAAUGGGAAGGACCCUGCUGGAUAUACAGCACUCGAGUUAGCGGCCUUUCUGGGGCAUAAGCAGGUCGCACAGCUUCUGUUGGAAUAUGGAGCCAAUGUGAACUUGCGAGGCUCUCUCAACAGCCCCCCAUUGCAUCAUGCUAUCGAACAAAGCAAUGAAACAAUCGUACCGUUAUUAGUCGAAUAUGGCGCGGACGUUAAUGCUGAAACGUACGGGAUGACCCCAUUACUGCUUGCUGCGAAGAUUGGGAACCUGUCAAUCAACUUGUGUCUACUGGAGGCAAAGGCCGAUGUCAAUGCACGGGAUUGUCUUGGGCAAACACCCUUACACCUAGCCGUCUUAAACGAAAGAACACAGGUUGCACGGAUGUUGCUUGAUGCAGGAGCAGCGUCAGAUAUUUCAGAUGAUCAGGGUGCAACGGCCUUCAUGCUUGCGGUGGACAAGAUGGGAGAGAGUAAGGCGGCCUUGCUCUUCAGAGAUUCCGAUGUUGAAGCAGAUAACACGACGAUGACUCGUUCUUCGUGGCUGUUUUUCUAA
Penicillium nucicola is the source of this 3756-nucleotide messenger RNA. RefSeq lists its product as uncharacterized. Bases 1 to 3756 code for a protein of 1251 amino acids. The transcript has 8 exons. The record is from RefSeq and is a predicted model, not a curated record. Gene Ontology annotation, molecular function: protein binding. Lineage: Eukaryota; Fungi; Ascomycota; Eurotiomycetes; Eurotiales; Aspergillaceae.